Messenger RNA from Exserohilum turcica Et28A, 966 nucleotides. RefSeq lists its product as uncharacterized. The transcript has 3 exons. The record is from RefSeq and is a predicted model, not a curated record. The coding region runs from base 1 to 966 and encodes 321 amino acids. NCBI's taxonomy places the organism in Eukaryota, Fungi, Ascomycota, Dothideomycetes, Pleosporales, Pleosporaceae.
AUGAGCCCUGCCUGGAGAAUUGCUAGUCCGUACUGUCUUGCUCUCGCGCCCCAUAUCAACACACCAGAUCCAGUAUGGUAUGUGGGAUGCAAGACGUUGGACGGAGAGGAUAAGCAAUUUUAUGCUCAGACGUACUUCGACAUCAACUACCCUGGUCUCGCGCAAUGGACAAAGUCGUUCCCGAAUGCGGCCCGCUCGUGCUUUGUCACUUUUGGCCAGAAUCUCAGCUACUUUGCUUGUGCUCCGGGGCGAGGAUCUAUUUGGGCUGGCAUACAUCCGGAAUUCGAAAACAAGUUGCGAACGUCACAUGAUACGCCUGUCUGUGUCAGUCUUGGUGUGCAAAAUGCAUGGUUCGCCAUGUAUCCCGAUCGACGCCUGACAUGGAACUUUUAUGGUCAUUACGAGACUUUGAACAAGAUUCUCAUGGAAGCUGCACCAGGAGCUAUCACCUAUCUUGCUAUCUCGCCAUACCACAAAGAUCACUUUUUUGUCGCAUUUCAUGAUGGGUCAGUCAAGUACAACUUCCAAGGUGGUCCUCCACAAUGGACUAGCCUUAUGAAUGAAGUUUUUGCCCUCUGGGAUGCUCAGCGUGCGCAGCAACAAGUCAACAUCCUACCUUCAUUCCAACCACCGGUGCCACAAUAUACGCACGCGCAUGCGCAAAAACCCCAAGGACAAGUUCAUCUUCAGCCACAAAUAGUGCAUAUCGCUGGUACACCUCCAUCAAAGAUGGCUUUCCAUGGGUCAAAUCCACCAGCGCCUGGUGCUGGUCAGAUUCUAACCCAGCAACCUUUGCAGAACACGGUCCGGAAUGCCUCUCUUCCAAGCAAAGCACCAUAUCACAGUAUUUCCCAAAUGCCAGUUGAGCUGCCAGGAGAUAUGGUUCCUCCUCCAUCGAGGCCGGUAACAGUACAGCUGGCAGAUCAUCCAGCAAAAAGACAGAGCUUUUUGUCGAAAUUAUUCUGA